Molecule: messenger RNA, 3712 nt
Organism: Venturia canescens
Lineage: Eukaryota; Metazoa; Arthropoda; Insecta; Hymenoptera; Ichneumonidae
Gene: Cipc
Product: Clock interacting protein circadian
Exons: 3
Coding region: 600-1280 (226 amino acids)
Source: RefSeq, a predicted model, not a curated record
UCGGUCUCCUCCUCGACGUCAGACCCGUAGAGACGCCGCGGUCGUUUUUUCCGCUCUCUUUUUUUUUCACUCGCUAUUCCUCCCAUUUGCCACUGCCUCGUUCGGAAUCCCCUCCUGCUCUCCCCUCCGGAACCCGCAUCCCCACCUCGACGGGCCAACGUGAGCGACGCUCCACGAGGCGGCGAGGUCCAUCUCUUUCACCGUUCUAAGCCCAGUGACAGUGAACCUCGCUAGCAAGGAGAAGCCACAGCUUGCUGUUAGACACAUUUGGGUACUCGAACCCGACGGGUCUCCCACAUGAAAGCUGCUUUCUCGCGAUUUUCGAACGCCUCCUCUCAACACCGUUUGACGUCUACGCUCGAGUUGCCUGGUGAUUUCGGGAGGCACGCUUUUUAAGGAUUUUCCACGGUUUUUUUUGCUUUUUUUUUAUUUUCGAUGAAAAAUCGUGAACCGAGUUGAGUGAUACUUUGGACAUUGAGUUGUGCGAAUUGAGGAUUAUCGCUGGAACGAGGUUUUGUUUACGUUCGGACGAGCGGCCCCGAGCUUGUGGAAACUGUGACUUUUGGACACCGAGAAAGUAACGGGGAAACAUCGAAAAAAUGGCUCCCGUCGUCUGCAUGGCGGAUUUUCCGAUGCCGCGAACAGAUGCUGCACAUCCAUACACGAGGCGAAGACAAAGAAGUCACGUCGCGGUUGGACUUGUCGAAAAGUAUCGAAGCCUCAAAGCGCGACAGAUGUCGUUCGCGCACGGUGGGCCGAACUCGCCCCAUCAGCCGACACCGUCCUCCUGUUCAAUCUCCAUUUCGGGUGCCGAGAGUCACUCCAACUGCGAUAAUAAUCAUUUGGGAAUUUCCUAUUCCGCUAAAAUUCCAAUUCAGCGAGAAGAACACUGGGUUCUACUGAAGCGUCGAGCUGGUUUGCUGAACAUCGUAGCGAGAACUCUCGAAUUGGUGAGAAGAAACUACAUUCUGGAGAAAAAGGUGGAGGCUCUGAAGCUCGAAACUCGAAAUUUUGUCGAUUCGGUUUUAAACAGUCCCGAAAACAGAGUGAAGAAUUCGAGAACCGGGGAAUCCCCGUUGGGCGACGAGGCGAAACGAAUGGAGAAAGUUUCCUCGACGACGACGACGACGAGCAUCGAAAAAUCGUCCUGGGCGAGAUCCCCCACAGGAACGGAUGUUGAAACGUUGCGAGACGAGAAUUCCAAUGAUGAAGAUAGUUCGAGUGCGUCGAAGAAGGCCCUGGAGCAAGAGACUCAAUCUCCAGGCAUGGCGGUUCAGUGACUCCAGUCAAUUCUCUUUCUCAGUGAUUUUUUCAAACGCCAAUAAACGAAUGGUCCGAUCGUUUGUCCCCGGCGAAAAAGACCAAAAUUCGUGCUCGACGGAUUCCGUCGUCGGGGGAGAUAUUUUGUGCUUGAGAAGCAGGAGCAAAACGUCCGGGCUCAACGUGCGCGAGUGUGGUUGCGUGUAUGAAAAUGUUUUUCAAUAACUGCUGCAAAGAGCGAGAGUGAGAGAGCGAGAAACAUGGGAAUUUGCCACGUGACAAUUGUAAAUCGUAAUUUAGAGGGUAAUUUGUCGUAUUGAAAUUUGCAUCACAAGAAUUUUCAAUUAUUUUUCUAACAGUGCUCGAAAAUUCUCUAGUUUCUCCGAGCUACUAAAAUUAGCCACGAUUUUUGACCCCCGAAAACAGAAAUACCAGAAGCAGUCGAUGCAAAGUUCAAGGCCACUGUUAUUCUUGACGACUUUCGUAUCCACAUUUAAUAAGCUCCCAUUUUUCUCCCCGUAAACGAGAAAAAAACAUUUUUCAAAAUAAGAAAUGAAAACGAAACGUUUAGAAUUCGUCAAAAUUCACGUGUGUAGUAUAAGAAUUCAAAAGUAACACCACGCGGUAUAUUCGACUAGAGAUUUUAAAAAUUUUGGCCUAUUUCGAAGAAGAUUUGCAUGAACAAGUGUAUAAUUAUAUCGAUAAAGAGUUUGGAGUACAAUGAAGCGAGCGAUCGCCGAAAGCAAAUCACGAUUAAUGAAUUUUCUGAAAGAUUCAAUCAUAUUUCAAGAAUCCUUGUAUCGUUUAAUUCGAGAGAAUGUAUUUAGAUUUACGUGUUGACACAUUGAAAUAGACAGCAAACGUACACGAGUAAAAAAGCAAAUAUGUGAAUGUUUGUGGUCAAAGGUUCAAAUAUCGAUAAUUUUAAACUCUAUUUUUGGAUUCCAAACGUUCGCACUGUCUCUAUUAAAGUCGUAAUGUAUCCGAACCGAAGAAAUCACGAAUGGAAUUUCGUGUCUGGAUAAGUUUCAUAAAAUUUGUGUGCAUUUAUCAGAUCAUUGUCGACAAACAUGUCGACUUCGGUAUCUCUUUUUUUUGGAGCAAAGAGUCGAAGUCCUGUAACCACAAAAUGAUGCGACGAGUCUAACGUAUAAAUAUUUAGUAAUAUGACCAUUUCUACUAGGCGUAGUUAUUUAUAGUUCGUCUUUCAAGAACAUCAAAAUGGAAAAAAAACGUGAACCGAAAAGCAAUUGAGUCGAUCGUCGAAUAGUGUCGAUCGCGAUAGUGUGAUAAUCGCAGGUACUUUAGGAUUUUCUACCACGUAAAUGAAAAAGAAAAAAAAACACUAACAAAGAGCAGAAGUAGAACAAAAAAGUUGCGAUCACUCAAAGUAUUAUCGAAGAUUAAAAAUCUUUUAUUCUUCAAGCCUGUUUAUUAAUUCUUCUAGUAAUUUCAUGAAUUAGAAUUGAUCUCGUGAUAAUCUACGAUUUUACGGCAAUAUUGUAAAGACUUCAUAUUUUAUAAGUCAAAAAUUCAAAUCGUGCGUACGAUUAAACGUAUACGAAACAAAAGGAACAAUGCCUCGAAUAGAAUCGUAUUUUUUUGGGGGGGAAAAAACGUUACUCAGUAACGAGAAAGAACGUGAUGGAUUCACCAAUCAUAGAAUGAAGAACUUUAUUUCGAGAAAAUUUGUCAAUCACGCUUUGUGAUGGUUCAAAAGUGGAUUGGUUCUGAAUAGAUGUUGCAUAGGUUUCCAAAUCCAGGACAAGAAAUGAUGAUUUGAAUAGAAAUUUUGAAUAAUGUGAAUGCACGUUUCGUUCUGGUGAAUCCAAUCGAAAUGUCACUUUUUAUUUGUUUUUUAUUAAAAUAAAGGGUCUUAGGCCUCUGCAUAUCAAAGCGCUAAGCGAUAAAAAUGUUUUUGGAAAGAUCGAGUAAAAAAAAUGACAAAGACAUGAUCCUUCAAAGUUUGUUUUUUAUAAGAGUGAAAAAAGCGAUAACGAUGACAUGAACUUUUGAUUUAGAGGUUUUUAAAGUGCUGAUGAAAAGUGGACUUUGCAGUGGAGUCAGAAAAAUUUCACAAUCGAUCGGUGUGAGCCGUAGGAGUGGGAAAAAAUAUGUUCGAACGUGCUUUCACGUUCGUUUUUUCAUAUCUCGGUUAGCUGAACGCGCGCGCCUAAGUAACGUGAUCUCGACUUCGUCAACUCCAAUUAUAAAAUUCGACUUUUCUGAGUCUUCUAGUUCAUAAUAAUUAUAAUAAAUAUGAAUAAUUAUUAAGGACAGUAAGAUUAUUUAACGUUUUAUUAGAAAUCGAUUUAUUUAUUUAUUGCCUGUUUUCCUAUGCGAGUCAACGACUUGAGAGGAUUCACAGCCAGAACCUUCGAAGUAUUACUAAUAAACUCUUGUACAAUAAAAAAUACAAUCAAAAAAACGAAAAUAUUGGGUCUUACGAUAA